Messenger RNA from Crotalus tigris (Tiger rattlesnake), 1431 nucleotides. RefSeq names its product zinc finger protein 576 (gene ZNF576). Gene Ontology annotation, molecular function: DNA-binding transcription factor activity, RNA polymerase II-specific; RNA polymerase II transcription regulatory region sequence-specific DNA binding. The record is from RefSeq and is a predicted model, not a curated record. Lineage: Eukaryota; Metazoa; Chordata; Lepidosauria; Squamata; Viperidae. Gene Ontology annotation, biological process: regulation of transcription by RNA polymerase II. The transcript has 3 exons. Gene Ontology annotation, cellular component: nucleus. Bases 584 to 1309 code for a protein of 241 amino acids.
GGACCGAGGCCUAGUGUGGAACGGGGUGGUCUGGUUAGGGUAACCGAGGAGCCGGCACGGAUUUGGGGCAGGUCUUCUGGAAGGGGUCCCGAUGGAAGGCUCCGACCUGGCCUCGGCGUGGGGCGGCAGAGGGGCUCGUCCAGGGCUUGAGGCCUCGAUCCGGUUCCCCAGCAAGGCAGAAGAGCCUCUUUCGAGGCGAGGCCUUUUCUUAACGGGAAGCCGAGAAGGGAGGAUGAGCUGAGGGGGAGCCCCUCGUCCCUCUCCCAGGCCCCUGCCUGGCCCCUGUCCUCUGGGCAGAAGCCUUCCAGACCCUUCCGCAAAAGCUAACGCAGGCCGCCGCUUCCUCCGUCUCUUGCUUAGGCCCAGCUGGAUCUUCCUCCUUUCGACAAACUGGUGAUGGGGUGUGUGUGUGUGUGUGUGGGCGGGGGGGGGGAGAAACACACCCCACAUUCUUCCUUCUGGAUCUCCUGCGUUGAGCUUGCUUGUCUUGGUUGACCCGAGAAGGAGAAAAGGCUCUUAAAUAUUCCUCUUAAGCUGGCUGUAAGAGGAAACUGACCCAAAGAGUAUUGAAAAAGAGGAAGCGAUGGCUGAAUUUUCUGCAGUUGGCAAAUUGACAUUGGCUGAGCCCUUUCUUGAAAAGGUGUCAAACUUUAACAGUGGCGCAUCCCCAUCCCAGAAGCAUCUGCCAGCCUAUAAACCAGGAUCUCUCCGGCGAGAGGGAAACAUUGCAAUAAUGCCAGCAGAGGGCAAAGAAUGCUCUGAGGACGCUGGCAUCUAUAGCUUGGGUGCCAACGGCUUGGGUGCUAAUCAGUGCUUUCACUGCCUGAUUACCUUCCCUGACGAGAAAUUCAAGGAACGGCAUAUGAAGCGAGAACAUCCGGAGGACUUUGUUCAGGCCAAUUUGCGGGAUGCCCUGUUUCUCUGCUUCAUUUGUAAAAAGGCUUUCAAGAGUUCCCGGGCACUUAUCUGCCAUCAGCGAAGCCAUGCCACGUCCUCACCCUCUGAUUACAGCAACUGCUUGCACUCCAUCUUUGGCUGUCCGGACUGCGGCCGCCGUUUUGAUCAGCUGGCCAACUAUAAGCAUCACUGCCAAGGACAAGCGGCGGGUCAUAGCUCGCCUCAUCAGUGCUCGGAUUGCGGCAAGAGUUUCCGUCAGAUCUCCAGCCUGCGUCAACACCAGGCGUUCCACCGGCAGACACAGGAGUUGCUACCCUCCUGGCCUUAUUCCUGCAUGGACUGUGGGGAGAGUUUUAGCUACGAGGCAGGCUUGCACGAGCACUAUAUCCGCCAUGCUCGCGGGGAGCUCUAGCAGUAGCACUAACCAACCCCUCUGCUUCCUGAGUCUGGGUGGGGAAUGGAAGGCAAUGGACGUUGCUGCCUGGGAUGGAGAGCCAUAUUCCCCCUUUUUGGGGGGGGGGGGGAAAUGGAGGG